AUGUUCUUGCAACGCUCCGCCAUCAUGGCUGCCCGCCGGGCCGCCGUCGCUCCCCUCGCCAAACGCACUUUCGCGACCUCCAUGAUCCGCCGCGACGCCAACCCUUCUACCCCCGCCAAGCCUUACAAGACCAUCAAGGAAAUCAAGGUCGAGGAGGACCUCGUCGGUCCUGGUGCCAAGCCCGGUACCAUCCCUACCGACCUCGAGCAGUCCACCGGUCUUGAGCGUCUUGAGAUCCUUGGAAAGAUGGAGGGCGUCGACAUCUUCGACAUGCGCCCCCUUGAUGCCUCCCGCAAGGGCACCAUGGAGAACCCCAUCCCCGUCCGCUCCGCCGGUGAGGAGCAGUACCUCGGCUGCACCGGUGUCCCGGUCGACUCCCACGUCACCAUCUGGCUGACCAUCUCCCGCGAUCGCCCCAUCGAGCGCUGCCCCGAGUGCGGCUCCGUUUACAAGAUGGAGUACGUCGGCCCCACCGACGACCACCACCACGACCACCACCACGGCCACGGCUACGAGGAGCCCAAGACCUUUGCCGACUUCGUUAAGCCCGAGUACCGAUACCAAUAG
Messenger RNA from Colletotrichum graminicola M1.001, 567 nucleotides. Its product is annotated as cytochrome c oxidase subunit Vb. Lineage: Eukaryota; Fungi; Ascomycota; Sordariomycetes; Glomerellales; Glomerellaceae. The coding region runs from base 1 to 567 and encodes 188 amino acids. The record is from RefSeq and is a predicted model, not a curated record. Gene Ontology annotation, cellular component: mitochondrial envelope. The transcript is spliced from 5 exons. Gene Ontology annotation, biological process: mitochondrial electron transport, cytochrome c to oxygen.